Molecule: messenger RNA, 1877 nt
Organism: Panicum virgatum (switchgrass)
Lineage: Eukaryota; Viridiplantae; Streptophyta; Magnoliopsida; Poales; Poaceae
Exons: 4
Coding region: 355-1317 (320 amino acids)
Source: RefSeq, a predicted model, not a curated record
GCCGACCCGACGGCCGUCUCCCACCUCUGCAUCAACUUCCCGGGCAUGAAGGCAACCGACCUCAUGGACGAGCCUGUCGUUAUCGGCGCGGGCAAGGACAUUGCCGUCAUCCGCAUCGCCUACACCUACGGGGCCAGGCCCAUUGAGGCCGUGGCAGAUCUGGGGGUCACCGACUUCGAUUACUUAGUCUACAGAGCCCACGCCGAGAAGCCGUCUCUCCAGCUGCUCCCAAACCCAAAGCCGCUUUUCUUCCAACCCAGAGAGAUCGGUUUCUUGCCAUCUGUGUAUGGUGGUGGAGUGGAGACUUCAUGAUGGCUCUUGUUCGUCCUCACCCUCGGAGGGCUCAACUGCAGUAUGAUCUGCACAUCUUCUCGUCCAAGACGAAUUCGUGGACAACUAGACUGGUGCUGUUGGAGCCACCGGCCCCUAGAUUUGAGCAUGAGUAUCUGGUCCAUAAAACUGACCUUGCGAUCCCCAUGGAAGGAGGCACACUGGGCUGGGUCGAUCUCUGGCGCGGUGUUAUGCUGUGCAACGUGGUUGACAGUGAACCUGUUCUGCGUUACAUCCGAUUUCCCAAGCCGAUGGCUGGCAACAUGGGCCGGCAGGUACCUAAUGAAAAUUCCUGCUCGGGGAGUUCGGGAUGUCACCUGCAGUGAUGGCUUCAUCAGGUUAAUUGAGAUAGAAGAAACGGGAAUGGUGGAUGCUGCAAGACCAUCAAAUGGCUCCAGGAAGAGAGCUGUGCGCACCCCAACCACAGAAUCCUACAAACCAGCAGGCGGUUGGAAUGCUGUCAUAUGGAAAAGAGCCAGCUCCUUGAAGAAAUGGAUCAAGGACUGCACAGCUUAUGUUAGCAAAGGGUCAAUCUGGCCUGUGCUGAUGCACAACCGCCCUGAAAGUUCAGAAUCAGAAAACCUUUUGGUGGCUGGUCCUAUCUGGAGUAUGCAGGAAGAAGAUAUUUUUUAUCUGAUGGUCAAAACAGAUUUGAAGGACAAAAAAUUAUGGGCACUCAAGAUUAAUGUGAGAAAGAGCACAUUGGAGGAUAUGACCUCAUUUUCUGAAGAAAGAGAUUUAUUUUUCAAAGCAGAAUACCAUCCCUUCGCCCUAUCCAAGUACCUGAGCAUGACUCUGGAUAAUAGCAAAGCUGCAGCCGGUUCCCAGAUUCAAGAAAGCGGAUACCCAAGGAAUAGCUCAAGCAACACUGUGGUCCUUACGGAGGGCUUAGAUCCCUGUGUUACUGAGAACUAUGCAUAUGACCAGUCUGGUCUACUCCAAUUUGCCAGCAGGGUGUCCAUCUUUCAUGGAGAAGUGGCAAUAUGAACAAACAGGCAACCCCCACUUCCUAUUCUCCCAAAAUCUCCACAACCCUGAUCCAAAUUGGACUAAGUUACCUUUGCAGCCACACCUGCGGAGGUUGAGUACAUGUAAUGGAAUCAACUACCAUCCGUAUGCACGCAGCUAUGGAGUUCACAAUGACAAUAGCACUGAAGCGCGAGGCAUGCAGUAAUGCCUUUGCAGCAAUCAUGGCAGUGGCAGCAGGCACCUGUUGCAGCACCAGAGACAUCAGCCACCUCUGGCUAAUUGUUUGGUAUCUCAUUCACUAAUGCAUAUUCUGUCUGAAUGGAUCAAAUGUUGAACUAAUUGUUAUCUUGCUGAAUUUUCGGGUCUGUAACGUAACUCCUAUUUUGUUUCAGGAAUGAUGCUACCGUGUAAUGAAUCACCUGAAUGGAUGUUAUGAGUAUUCAGAUCGAUAUUCAAUUAAGUUGAAAGUUUGUAAGCAGACUAUCGGUUCUUUCAUGCCGUUUGCCUUGUGACUGGAUUGUGCUAGAACUAUAAUUGGAAGAUUGCUAUUGACAAUUUUUUUUACGUAUUUCUCUUAA